AUGGGCUCAGAGCGGGUGGAGAUGCGUAAGAGACAGAUGCAGGUUCAUCAGGAAGCAGCUGCCAGUGUCCUCCAAGCGCGCCACAGAAUGGGAAACACCCCCACCAACGCCUCAAACGCCUGCUGCUUCUGCUGGUGCUGCUGCUGUAGCUGCUCCUGUCUGACUGUUAGGGGUGAAGAUGAAACAAUACAGAGGACCACGUUCGAACGCAGGACAGAAGGAACCAUUAAUUGUGAAGAAAGCCUGAAGCCUACUCUGGAAGACGCUCGCUCCUGGGCAAUGUCAUUUGAAAAGGUGAUGAAAAGUGCAGCCGGGCGAAGCUGCUUCAGGCAGUUCCUGAGGACAGAGUUCAGCGAGGAGAACAUGAUGUUCUGGCUCGCCUGCGAGGAGUUAAAGAAGGAGACGAACAAGACCGUGGUGGAGGAGAAAGUACGUCAGAUAUACGAGGACUUCAUCUCGAUUCUUUCCCCUAAAGAGGUCAGCUUGGAUUCCCGCGUCCGAGACGUGAUAAACCGCAAUAUGCUGGAGCCGACCUCGCACACGUUUGACGACGCCCAGCAGCAGAUCUACACGCUGAUGCAGAGAGACUCGUACCCUCGCUAUAUAAACUCGUCGGCGUACACGGAUCUGCUCAAGAGCCUGGAGGAGCCUCCCUCCGAGCCAUAAAGACUCCCCACUGCCACACGAUUAGCUUUCCGGCGCAUGCAUCCCACUCACAGGAGUUCUGUGUUCAUGUUGGAGUCCUGCUAUU
Messenger RNA from Stegastes partitus (bicolor damselfish), 751 nucleotides. Its product is annotated as regulator of G protein signaling 20. The record is from RefSeq and is a predicted model, not a curated record. Lineage: Eukaryota; Metazoa; Chordata; Actinopteri; Pomacentridae. The transcript has 4 exons. Bases 1 to 666 code for a protein of 221 amino acids.